Messenger RNA from Linum tenue, 614 nucleotides. The record is from the annotation of a GenBank genome assembly. NCBI's taxonomy places the organism in Eukaryota, Viridiplantae, Streptophyta, Magnoliopsida, Malpighiales, Linaceae.
AUCGAGUUUGCAGUAUUCAGAAGAAUGUACAAUGGAGACUAGAGGCGGCUAGAGAAGGGUGAUGAGGAUGAAAAUGAGGAGAGCAGCGAUGAAGGAGUACUUGAGAGCAGCAACGAGGAUGGCGAGCGAAAUGGUGAAGAGCUGCCAGAGCACCGAGACGCUGGCCCAGGUGAGCAAUCCGGUCAAUCCGACGGCGACCACGUUGUCGGGAUCUGGGUCCAGCAGCAGACUUACCCAGUUGACGUUGGAUAGGAAAGGGGGUCGCCGUCCGCUACCACCCUCUUCCCCCAAAUCGCCGCCGCCGCCAUUCUUCUUGCUUUUGCUGUUACCAUCGUCGGAGCUAGGGUUUUGCUUAUCCUCCCGCACCUGGUCGAUGUCGUCGUUGUCGCCGUCUCGGUUGGCGGCGGCGCAAGCGAUUGGCCGUGGCCGGUGUAGCGGGGAGUGGGAUUUGAAAAGGGGAGUUGGAGGAGGAGGAGAAGGGAAGUGGUGGCGGCGGCGGUGUGGAGUUGAAGGGAUUGAGAUCGAGGAGAUGAUGCAAUUUGACGGUGGCGAGAGGAAGGCGGAGCGGAACAUUGUUGUUUUCGAUUGAACGAAAGAAAGGAGAAGAAAACAGA